Messenger RNA from Gadus morhua (Atlantic cod), 3125 nucleotides. RefSeq names its product endoplasmic reticulum oxidoreductase 1 beta (gene ero1b). Gene Ontology annotation, biological process: protein folding in endoplasmic reticulum. NCBI's taxonomy places the organism in Eukaryota, Metazoa, Chordata, Actinopteri, Gadiformes, Gadidae. The transcript is spliced from 16 exons. Bases 288 to 1763 code for a protein of 491 amino acids. Gene Ontology annotation, molecular function: thiol oxidase activity; protein-disulfide reductase activity; FAD binding. The record is from RefSeq and is a predicted model, not a curated record. Gene Ontology annotation, cellular component: endoplasmic reticulum membrane; endoplasmic reticulum.
CCGUGCUCUCCGUAGCUGUGAACUGCGUCGCCGAAGUAGCGUAAACCCAACACAUUUAGCCUCUAAAGCUAUGAGUCGAAUUCACAAGUGUGUCAUCGGUUCUUAUACAUUUAAGGUCCGUUAUACCUUAAGAAAACCAUUGGCUAUUCAGUGAAUCGCGAGUAUUGGAUGCGCUGUGUCCGGUAGUUAGCUCGUAACUAGACGCUAGGUCUGUGAUCCAGGUGUAACACGCAGUGUUGGUGAACCCACUUCGCUUCGUUUUUUGAACCACUGACACCGGUCAAGUUAUGUGGAGACAUAUUUUUCUAAUGCUUGGCCUUUUGGCUUUAGCCUGGUUAUUUGGAGACCGGGUGUUCGACUGGUAUCAAGGGAAUACCAUCAAACUAAAAACGGAUCCGCCGAAAAGUGAGCAGCCGAGAAGCCUGCUGGCGGACACCCCGGAACAGAGCUGUUUCUGUCAUCUGACGGGGGUGCUGGAUGACUGCUUCUGUGACAUCGAGAGCAUCGACUCCUUCAACAACUUCAAGAUCUACCCCCGUGUCAAGAGGCUGACCGAGAGAGACUUCUUCAGAUACUACCGGGUGAACCUGAAGCGUCCCUGUCCUUUCUGGCCCGACGAUGGACACUGCUCCAACCGAGACUGCAACGUGGAGCCCUGCCCAGAGAGUAUGAUUCCUGUGGGAAUUAAGUCGGGGAACUUCAACAAGUACUCAAAGGCAGCCGCUCCUGUGUCUGAUGUGGCGUCAUGUGAGCGGCCCACAGACCUCGGAGCCAUCAACAGCACCCUGAGUAACCAGAGUAAAGAGGCCUUUGUGGACUGGGAUCGUCACGACGAUGCGCAGGACCACUUCUGUGAGAUAGAUGAUGAGAGCUCUCCAGAUGCAGCCUAUGUGGACCUGUUGCUGAACCCAGAGCGCUACACCGGGUACCAGGGUCCUUCUGCCUGGAGGGUCUGGAACAGCAUCUACGAGGAGAACUGCUUCAAACCUCGAUCAGUGUACCGACCUUUGAACCCACUGGCUCCUACCAGGGGAGACGAUGAUGGAGAAGGAUUCUACAACUGGCUGGAAGGGCUGUGUCUGGAGAAGAGAGUCUUCUAUCGGCUCAUCUCUGGUCUUCACACCAGCAUCAACAUGCACUUGUGUUCCCAGUAUCUGCUGGAUGAGGGGUGGGGCAAGUCGGUGUGGGGUCCCAACGUGCAGGAGUUCCGCCAGCGCUUCGACCCGGCGGAGACCAAGGGCGAGGGCACGCGGCGCCUCAAGAACCUGUACUUCCUGUACCUCAUCGAGCUGCGGGCGCUGUCCAAGGUGGCGCCCUACUUCGACCGCUCCUUCAUCAACCUGUACACGGGCAACAACCAGGAGGACGGGGCCACCAAGGACCUGCUGCUGCAGAUCUUCAACGAGACCAGGGCCUUCCCCAUGCACUUUGAUGAGAGCUCCAUGUUCGCUGGGAAGAAGCUGGAGGCCAAGAUAUUAAAGGAGGAGUUUCGACUCCAUUUCAAGAACAUCUCCAGGAUAAUGGACUGUGUAGGCUGCAGUAAAUGUCGUCUGUGGGGAAAACUACAGACCCAGGGUCUGGGCACGGCCCUGAAGAUCCUGUUCUCUGAGAAGGAGAUCCAGAGCCUCACUGAAAACAGCCCCUCCUCGGCCUUCCAGCUCACCAGGCAGGAGAUCGUGGCCUUGCUCAAUGGCUUCGGCAGGCUCUCCACCAGCAUCCACCAGCUCCAUGUCUUCCGCUCCUUGUUGAAGGGGAAGAGGUAGCGGUCCUCCGAGCCAGCAGGUGGCGCCAGUCCCUAGGGAACUGCAAUAGUCUCAUCCAGGAUGAGGCCUCCUUCAGGGACCCUCUCUUACUGUAGUCCACAUGCCCCCCGGCCUGCGGUGUGCCCCCCAGUCCUUCCCACAACGCCUGCUGAUCCCUCGCUUCUCCUUCCGUCAAAUUGGGACAAAACUCUGCUUUUGAAUAGUUUCUUCUUCCUGAGCGGUGGAACUAUAGCGCCCCCUAGAGGUUUUCAUCCGUAUGAAGCGAGGCCACGCCCCUCGGGAUGACAACAUGCUCACAAAGAACAGGAACAGCACCCCACCCCCCCUCCCCUUCAGUCCUCUGAUAGGCUGUUGCCCUUUUGAGGAUUCCUGCUGCAUUAUGCUUCUCAGGCUGUGUGUGUGUGUGUGUGUGUGUGUGUGUGUGUGUGUGUGUGUGUGUGUGUGUGUGUGUGUGUGUGUGUGUGUGUGUGUGUGUGUGUGUGUGUGUGUGUGUGUGCGCGUACACCUUGGGACGUGUGUGUGAUUGUAAGCCCCUGCGUGUGCUGUGAAUGAUCAACAGUUGCAGCUAUGAUUAUUGAAAGCUGUGAUGGAAUCCAUUCUUAAGAAAUAUCCUCCAUCGGAUAGCACAUGAAACUUGUGCUGUUUUAUAGUUCUUUGUAUUCUGUGAAGCGAUUCCCUCUCGGAAUCAGUCUGUCUCCAGCUCGGCCGGGCUGUUGUAAUGCUGUGCCUCUUUUGAUUUAGUUUUUUGUCGUCUUUGAGCACGAUGUUUAGUGCUAACGCUGAAGGCUACUCCUCUGAACCAUAGCAAAGCUGUCUUUUUCCAAACGCAACGUAGAACAAGCAUAGGACCCCCCUCCCUUCCCUUUAGUAAUGGUGUUUCCUAGGAAACGAGGAGGGUGGGGUAGAGCUGAUGGACCAAAGUGAAGUUUGUUACGUCUCUUAUUUAUUCUGGUGGAUUUUGUGUGUAUAUUGUGGUUUUGAUUUCAUUUACUUUAGUUCAUUUGGACCUGGCCGAGCCCUUCUGACCUCUUGACCUCUGCUCAGCAGGGUGCAGAAAGAGAAACAUGCUAGCAAGACAUGCUAACUUCUCCGCAGUUGAAACCAUUCUACAGUCAAGCAAUGUUAGGUGUGUGUGUUUCUGUUUGUGUGUGUGUGUGUGUGUGUGUGUGCGUGCGUGUGUGUUUGUCUCCAUCCCUCACAUUCCACAUGUCUGCCUUAAGAACCAAGCAAUCAUUGAUUUGAACGCCUGCUUGUGGUUCUGGUGUUUCCGUCUGGUUUCUCCACGUCUGCUCGUGACUGUGUAAACGUGGGAGUUGUAUUUAUUUGAACAGAGUAAUGAAUAAAUCUAAUUUCCAGAUGGCA